Capsicum annuum is the source of this 1196-nucleotide messenger RNA. Its product is annotated as glucan endo-1,3-beta-glucosidase, acidic. The transcript is spliced from 2 exons. The record is from RefSeq and is a predicted model, not a curated record. Gene Ontology annotation, molecular function: hydrolase activity, hydrolyzing O-glycosyl compounds. Gene Ontology annotation, biological process: carbohydrate metabolic process. Gene Ontology annotation, cellular component: plasma membrane. Bases 28 to 1050 code for a protein of 340 amino acids. Lineage: Eukaryota; Viridiplantae; Streptophyta; Magnoliopsida; Solanales; Solanaceae.
GUAAGUUUUUUUUAGUUUCUUUUAACCAUGGCUAUCACAAAAUCACAUUUUAUUUUCAUUUUUGUUCUCUUUGGUGUAGCUACCUUGGAUUUUACAGGUGCUCAAACUGGAGUUUGUUAUGGAAGGCUAGGGACUGGAUUACCAUCUCCAGCAGAUGUUGUGUCACUAUGCAACCGAAACAACAUUCGGAGAAUGAGAAUCUACGAACCUCAUCAGCCGACUCUCCAAGCGCUCCGAGGAUCCAAUAUUGAGGUCAUGCUAGGUGUCCCGAACACAGAUCUUGAAUACGUCGCUGCUAGUCAAGCCAAUGCAAAUACUUGGAUCCAAAAUAAUGUCAAGAACUAUGGUAAUGUCAAGUUCAGGUAUAUAGCAGUUGGUAAUGAAGUUAGUCCCUUCAAUGAAAACGCCAAGUACGUACCGAUCCUUCUCAAUGCUAUAACGAACAUUCAGUCUGCGAUUUCUGGGGCCGGUCUCGGAAACCAGAUCAAAGUUUCCACAGCUAUUGAAACCGGGCUUACGACAGACACUUCACCUCCAUCGAAAGGAAGAUUCAAAGAUGAUGCUCGACGAUUCAUUGAACCUAUUGUUACCUUCCUUGUGACUAAUCGCGCACCUUUGCUUGUCAACCUUUAUCCUUACUUUGCAGUACAUGACAAUCCAGAAAUCAAACUUGAGUAUGCGCUUUUCACCUCACCUGACGUUGUUGUCAAUGAUAACGGAAGAGGAUACAAGAACCUUUUCGAUGCCAUCUUAGAUGCCACAUAUUCGGCAGUUGAAAAAGCAGGUGGCUCGUCAUUGCAGAUAGUUGUAUCGGAGAGUGGUUGGCCAUCAUCUGGAGCAGGUCAGUUAACGUCCAUUGACAAUGCUAGGACUUACAACAACAACUUGAUUAAGCACGUGAAGGGAGGGAGUCCUAAAAGACCUUCCGGUCCAAUAGAGACCUACAUUUUUGAUCUAUUCAACGAAGAUCAGAAGAACCCUGAAAUCGAGAAGCAUUUUGGACUAUUUUUAGCAAACAUGCAACCAAAGUAUCAGAUCAGCUUUAACUAGUUAAAACGAUGAGCGCAUAAAAAAGAAUAAAGGACUUUCCUAUGUAUGUAUGUAAGUUUGAAUAACAAUUUCAUCUUCAACUGAAAGUAGCCUAUUGGCAUUGUGUACUUACGAGUUACAGUAAUGAAACACCUAUCUUCGCACUA